AUGACAGAUCAACAUUAUGAAGAGGAAGAAUACGAUCGACACGACGAAGAGGAAGUUACCUUCCCGGAAAAUAGCAUGGACAUUUCCGACCAAUUUGGAAGGGCGUUGGAGAAAUACACCCCACUGUUACUUAGAAUGCUAAACCAAACAAUGGAAGGGGUUAUGAAUGAUCAUAUAGCCCAGAUGAUUAGAGAGGAGGUGGCUUUAAAUGUUCAACGGGAAUUUGAAAGGAGAGAUGGAAAGGGGAAGGGUAAGAAGGACAAUGAAGAGGAGGAGGAGGAAGUUAAGGGAGAGAAGUUCCACAAGAAGAAGUUUUCUUUUAAGGAUUUUGAUGUGUGUCACCUUCCUGAAUAUCAUGGUGACCGUAAUCCCAUUGUUUGUACUAGAUGGGUGUCGGAGAUUGAAGGGUCUUUUCGCACUAGUCAAUGCCCUGAAGAUCUUAAAGUGGUGUUUGCCGUGAGCAUGUUGAGGGAUAAAGCAAAGAGAUGGUGGGACAAUUUAUUGAUGGUGAAGAAGGGAGCACUUGAUAACGUGGAUUGGUCUGAGUUUAAGGCCAUGUUCUAUAAAGAAUUUAGAUCAGAGGCGGAGGUGACUAGGUUGAGGAACGAAUUCCUCAAUGAUUCCCAAGGAACCCUUAGUUUGACGGAGUUACGUGCCCAAUUUCUUGAUAAGGCACAAUUCUGCCCCGAGUUCUUAGAGAAUGAGCAAUUGAUGAAGGAGCAGUUUUAUAUGAAGUUGAAGAAGAGUUUGAGGGAGAGGAUUAGUUUACGUCAAAUGGAGUCUUUCUCCAUGUUGUGUAAUGUGGCUCGAGAUUACGAGAUCGAGCAAACUAGAGUUGAUGAGAAUGAGGUGAAGAGAAAGUAUGAUGGGGAUAAUUCACCGACUAAAAGGUUUAAACAAGAUGGUGCUUCCGGUAGUAAUGCCUUUAGAAGAAAUGCUCCUUUUUGCAAAACUUGCAAGAGAAAUCAUCAUGGCUCGUGCAGGGAGAAAGCUUGUUACAACUGUGGGAAGACGGGUCAUGUGAGUCGAGAUUGUAGGUCGAAGCCCCAUAAGCCCCUCAUUUGCUUUAAGUUUUUUGAAGAGGGGCACAUGAAGAGCUCGUGUCCUAAGCUAACCGAGGAAGAGAGACAAGAAGAGCGGAGGAAAGAAGCAGAAAGAAGGAAUGCAUUGCCACACGGUAAUCAAGGGGGGAGGUCCUUCCAACUUACCGUGGAGCAAGCUAAGAACGCUGAUGACGUGGUUACAAGUACUUUUCUUAUGUAUAAUGUGCCAAUGCGAAUUCUUUUUUAUUCCAGAGCGAAUAGAUCAUUUGUUGCAACUAGGAUGAUUCAUGUUAUUCCCAUGUCUAAAUUGAGUCUAGAUUAUAUCUUACAAGUUGAGGUCGGGAACGGGAAGACGGAGAUAGUAAGAGAUGUGUAUAAAAAUUGUGAAAUCAAAAUUGUUACGGAAUUCUUCCAAGCUAACUUAAUUCCUUUCCCAAUGGGAGAAUUUGAUGUAAUUUUGGGUAUGGAUUGGUUGAGCUCUUGUAAUGCCAAGAUAGCGUGUGACGAAAAGGCGGUUUAUUUGAAAACCUCUAAAGGUGAAGACUUGAUAGUAUAUGGUGAUAGAAAUGGGCGUCCUAUACCCGUUUGUACUUUUGCUCGUGCCCAACGUUAUUUGUCUCAUGGAUGUCAUGCAUAUCUUGCUCACAUUGUUGAUGUCACGAAGAAAUCUCUAUCUAUUGAAGACAUCCCUAUAGUUCGCGAUUUUUCCGAUGUUUUUCCUGACAACUUGCCGGGUGUUCCUCCCAAACGGCAAGUUGAGUUUUCUAUUGAUCUUGUUUCGGGGGCUACCCCUAUUGCUAAAGCUCCCUAUCGAUUGUCACCAACGGAGAUGCAAGAAAUGAUGAAGCAACUCCAAGAUUUACUUGAAAAGGGGUUCAUACACCCUAGUAAUUCUCCUUGGGGUGCUCUGGUUCUCUUUGUUAAAAAGAAAGAUGGAAGUAUGCGCAUGUGUAUUGACUACCGAGAGUUGAAUAAGGUGACUAUCAAGAAUAAAUACCCAUUGCCGAGAAUUGAUGAUCUAUUUGAUCAACUACAAGGAGCUUCGUAUUUUUCAAAAAUCGAUCUUCAUUCGGGUUACCAUCAACUCAAAGUGUGUGACGAAGACAUUCCUAAAACCGCAUUCCGUACUCGCUAUGGUCAUUUCAAAUUUGUGGUUAUGCCCUUUGGUCUUACAAAUGCUCCCGCGACAUUCAUGGAUCCCAUGAACCGUGUAUGCCGUCCCAUGCUUGAUAAAUCCAUUAUUGUCUUUAUUGACGAUAUUCUCAUCUAUUCUAAAAGCUCAUCUGAUCAUGAAGUCCAUUUGCGGGAGGUGUUGGAAACUUUACGCAAGGAAAGACUCUAUGCCAAGUUCACCAAAUGUGAAUUUCGGCUAAGGGAGGUACAAUUCCUUGGCCACAUUGUUAGUAAUGAAGGAAUCAUGGUAGAUCCGGCCAAGAUAAAUGCGGUAAUGAAAUGGGAGCAACCAAAGAACCCAUCGGAGAUUAGAAGUUUCUUUGGUUUAGCGGGUUACUAUCGUCGAUUUAUACAAGAUUUGUAA
Messenger RNA from Erigeron canadensis, 2580 nucleotides. RefSeq lists its product as uncharacterized. Lineage: Eukaryota; Viridiplantae; Streptophyta; Magnoliopsida; Asterales; Asteraceae. Gene Ontology annotation, molecular function: zinc ion binding; nucleic acid binding. Bases 1 to 2580 code for a protein of 859 amino acids. The record is from RefSeq and is a predicted model, not a curated record. The transcript has a single exon.